AUGAAAUUGAAUCUUAAGGGUUUAAAGGAGGUACCAUGUCGAUCAGACAUUCCUUUAUCAUGUCGAGAGAACGGAUUUCAAGAAAUAUGGAGAGCAGAAGAUCAAGUCAAUCCUUUCUAGAAUGAAAGCAAUAAAAAAAAUGAUCCCAAACCUGAGUACAAAAAAACCUUGCUUAUAAUGGGCUCUGUUAAUAUAUUGGAUUAAUUUUUUCUCCUUUUUUGCUAUCUUUUUAAACUCAUCUUUUCUAAACAUUCUCCAAAAUUUGGAAAGCGAAUAUUUAUUUACCUUUUUUAAACUUUUAAUUCUUAAUAUAAUGGCAAUAGUAAGUUGUUGUUUUUAGGGAAGGUCAAAUGA
This is a messenger RNA of Paramecium sonneborni, 354 nucleotides long. Lineage: Eukaryota; Ciliophora; Oligohymenophorea; Peniculida; Parameciidae. The record is from the annotation of a GenBank genome assembly.